Messenger RNA from Pollicipes pollicipes, 2429 nucleotides. RefSeq names its product zinc finger and BTB domain-containing protein 24-like. Gene Ontology annotation, molecular function: DNA-binding transcription factor activity, RNA polymerase II-specific; RNA polymerase II transcription regulatory region sequence-specific DNA binding. Lineage: Eukaryota; Metazoa; Arthropoda; Thecostraca; Pollicipedomorpha; Pollicipedidae. The record is from RefSeq and is a predicted model, not a curated record. Gene Ontology annotation, biological process: regulation of transcription by RNA polymerase II. The transcript is spliced from 10 exons. Gene Ontology annotation, cellular component: nucleus. The coding region runs from base 243 to 2429 and encodes 728 amino acids.
CGGACGCGGCGCCGGCCGUGCGCGUCGUGUCCGGCGUUGCCAGCAAGCCGAUCCGCGUCGACAACUGGGGCAACUUCUUGGCGCAGCGGAUCGAGGCGCUGUACGACAAGCAGGAGCACUGUGACCUCACGCUGCGCUUCCCGCACACGGACCUGAAGGCGCACAGCCUCGUCCUGCAUGCAUGCACGCCGUUCUUCACGAACCUGCUGAAGGGCAAGACGAGCGGCCACAAGAUAUUGAAGAUGCCGCCACAGAUCAGCUCCACGGCCAUGGGCAUCAUCCUCAAGUUUGUGUACACAGGCCGGCUGGAGGCGCCGUUCAGCGUCGACAUGCUUUACAACACGGCCAAGCUGCUGAAGCUGCAGAUCCUGAUCCGCCUGCUGGAGGCGCAGAUGAGCAGCGCCGAGGCGACAGCCGGCGCCGACUGGGCGCGCCCGCGCGAGGUCGGCUCGCCUGGCCGCGCCGCCGUCGGCCGCCCCGCCAGGCCACAGCAACAGAGGAACUCCGUGUAUCAGCCCACCAAUUCGCAGCUGGCUGCCAAACGCAGCAUCGUGCGCGCCGCCGAGCCGCCGGAGGAGGCGCGCCCGUCGCGGUUCGAGUUCCCCGACACGGACGAGCUGGAGCUGCACUCGCGGCUACCGGUGCUCGACUCGAGCAGCCACCACACGCCGCGGCCGAUCCUAAAGCAGGAGCCGACGCCGGGCGGUGCCGGCGGCGCCAGCGCCAAGAAGCGGGUGCAGUUCUCCGAGAGUCCGCAGCUGACCCUGACCGUGCAGGACAUGGGCGACACGUCCGAGCUGGUCAGCCAGCUGCUGAAACAGCACCCAGAAGUGCUGCGCGGCGGACAGAACAUCAAGGUGCGUCUGGUGACCCAGGUGGGUUCGGGCUCGCCCGGCCGCAGCGAGUACGUGAUGGUGAAGCAGCAGCCGUCGCCGGCCGACACGCUGGAGUCGCCGCUCACCUGCUCGCUCUGCGCGCGCGCCGGCAAGCAGGUGGACUUCUGGUGGGCGGACCAGAUGGCCAAGCACUUCCAGGACGAGCACAGAGACGCGGCCGCCAUCGACCUCAACACGCUGUCGUGCACGGCGUGCGUGCAGGCUGGCGACCCGAUCGAGUUCGCCGCCGUCGACGACUACUUCACGCACCUGCGCGACGUGCACGACACGCGCGGCGUGAGCGGGCUCGGCGCGUGCCAGCUGUGCGGCUUCUCGGCGCCCAAGAAGCUGCAGCUGAUGUACCACCAGUACAUCAAGCACGGCAUUCAGCCGCCGCGCUUCAUCACCUUCCCCAAGUGCGACCGGUGCGACUUCGAGGCCAUCAGCGACUCGGAGCUGGCGCAGCACCGGCAGCGGCGUCACAAGGUCACCAAGGAGUACAAGUGCAAGGACUGCGGUGUGCUCUUCAACAACCUCAGCCUGCUGGAGGGCCACAUGCGCGGCAAUGCGUGCCGUCAAGCGCCCGACCCCAAGCGCAAGCUCGAGUGGAAGUGCGAGUUCUGCGGCAUGUCGUUCUCGCGCAGCUAUAACCUCAAGGGCCACAUGCGCUCCGUCCACAAGCUGUCGUCGGAGUUGCGGCGCGCCACACCGGCGCCGCCGCCGCCGCCGUCGCCGGCGUCCGUGAAGCAGGAGGCGGCGGCCGCCAGCGACCCGCCGCCGGGCGCCGCCGCGCCGCUCGACCCCAGCUCCGAAGCCGAGUCCAUGUCGGCCGUGGCCAACAGCGUAGCCGCCUCGCUCAGCCUGACGGUGGACGGCGAGUACAUGCAGCUGCCGGACGGCAUUGUGCCCGUCGAGGACGAGAACGGCAUGAUCUCGUACAUCGCGCUGCGGCCGGCGGCCGACGGCGGCCCGGCCGUCUCCGGCGGCGCCGUGGUGGAGGUGACGCAGUACACGGUGCCGGUGGUGGUGAGCAGCGGCGGCGGGCCGCACGGCCAGGACACGGUCACCAUCCAGUACGGCCAGCGGGUGAGCGUGGCCGACCUGCAGCACGGCCAGAUCACCAUAUCGGACAUGGCGCACGGUCACGUGAUCGUGUCGGGCAUGCACGACGGCCGCCAGGUGAGCAUGGCGGGCCUGCAGCCCGGCCAGGAGGUGAUCGUCACCGAGAUGCCGCAGGACCAGGUCACCAUGUACGAGGUGCACCAAGGCCAGGAGGUCAUCGUGUCGGACAUGCCGCAUGGCCAGGAAGUGCGGCUGGCGGGCGUGGACGUCAGCGAGCACGGCAUGCAGCAGUGUCAGGAGGUCAAUGCGCCUGAGAUGCAGCACAGCGAGGAGGUGAUCACGUCCGACCUGCAGCAGGCCAGCGAGGCGGACAUGCAGCACGACCAGGAGGUCGGCUCGUCGUCGGCGCACUACGGCCAAGAGGUGAGCGUGGCGACGCACGAGGCGGCCUCGUCCGGAGUGGAGCUGGACGCAGACGCGAUGGACGCCUAG